Molecule: messenger RNA, 453 nt
Organism: Penicillium canescens
Lineage: Eukaryota; Fungi; Ascomycota; Eurotiomycetes; Eurotiales; Aspergillaceae
Product: GNAT family N-acetyltransferase
Exons: 2
Coding region: 1-453 (150 amino acids)
Biological process (GO): UDP-N-acetylglucosamine biosynthetic process
Cellular component (GO): endoplasmic reticulum; endoplasmic reticulum-Golgi intermediate compartment; Golgi apparatus
Molecular function (GO): monosaccharide binding; glucosamine 6-phosphate N-acetyltransferase activity
Source: RefSeq, a predicted model, not a curated record
AUGGCUUCAUCAGAUAAUAAAAGUCUCCCCCCGGGAUAUAUUCUUCACGACGGGUACCCUUCAGUCCCUGAAUACGUCCAUCUCCGCUCCGCUGCAGGAUUAUCGCCAAAGACUCCAUCCCAGGCUACAGCAAUCCCAACAGGGAGCUGGUACGGAUGCUACAUCACCUUUGAAGAAAAUGGCUCGGAUCCAAAGCCAGUUGGUAUGGGGAGAAUCAUAGGAGAUGGCGGCUGGUAUUUCCAUAUCGCGGACAUGGCCGUUCACCCGGACCACCAGAAGAGGGGACUCGGAGAUACUGUUCUCAAGGCUUUGCUCGCGAAGAUCAAACAGGAAGCUCCGGCAGAUGGCGAGCCUUAUGUUUCGUUGUUGGCUGAUGGGCCGGGUCGACCUUUGUAUGUGAAGAAUGGUUUUGUGGAGAGUGCGCCAGAGUCACUUGGCAUGAUAUUGAAAUAA